AUGAUGCAAUGCAGCAACGUCGAAGAUGCUCCUCACAUGGCCAGUGCUUGUGCCCUUCAGCAGAUUGGUAGUGUUACGUUUGAUCAUAUUGUUUCUGCUGCUCGAUCAGAUACUGAAUAUCAGACGUUACUAAAGUUCAUUGCUCGCGGCUUUCCUGGGAAGCGCAACUUAGUGGAACCAGCAUGUAUGCGUAAGUACUGGGAAGUCCGCCAUCGCCUCUCAACCUUCCAAGGUGUUGCCUUGUUAGAUCAACGCCUGAUCAUUCCUGCGAAACUCAGAAACGUUGUCCUGAGCAAUUUACACUCAGCAAACCAAGGCACGACAGGCAUGAAAUUCCGUGCAUACCAGUGUGUGUAUUGGCCAGGCAUGGACAGAAGUAUACAAAUCCACCGUGAAACCUGUCAAGAUUGUAUUUGACAUGCACCCUCCCAUCAUGCGGAACCUUUAGUGCUAACUCCAAGUCCAUCCUACCCAUUUCAACAAGUGUGUGCCGAUUAUUUUCAAAUCGAGGGCCACUCGUAUCUCGCGGUUGUCGAUCGAUUCAGCGGCUGGCUUUGCAUUCAAAGCACACAAAGUCAAUCAUCGGACUCUCCAGCAUAUAUUCCGCGACCUUUUUAUCGCUUAUGGUGUCUCUGAAGAACUGAGCACCGAUGGUGGCCCACAGUUCACUGCUGAAGCUUUUCAGCAAUUCCUGAAGUUAUGGGGCGUCAAUCAUCGGCUUUCAUCAGCAUCCUACCCACAAAGUAAUGGAAGAGCAGAAGUGGCUGUUAAGGCUGCUAAACGCAUUAUUCACAACAACCGCUCGUCAGAUGGUGGACUUAACACCGAUACGGCUGCUCGCGCCAUACUCCAGUAUCGUAACACUCCAUUACCAGAUAUCGAGCUGAGCCCUGCCCAAAUUUUGCUUCACCGUCAACUACGUGACAGUAUUCCAGCCCAUCCUGCUCACUAUCAGCCCCAUAAGGAGUGGGUCCUUACAGCCGAGGAGCGUGAAAAAGCACUCAGCAAGCGAAAUCACAUCUUGGUCAAGAACCAUGAUACUACAGCACGCAAGCUUCGGCCCCUUGUUCUUGGCACCAAUGUGGUCGUGCAAGGGGAAACCAAGAGAUGGGAGCAUACUGGCAGAAUCGUAGAAGUGUUACCCUAUCGGCAGUAUAGAAUUAGAAUGUUUCAUUCUGGAAGAGUGAUCCUCAGAAAUAGGCGAUUCCUUCGCGAAUACACAACAAUCCACCCAGAAGAUAUUCACCCCUUGUCCAUAGAACCACCAGCGUCAGCUCCUGCACCAUCUACUCCUGCUCUUGAGUCCGCACCUUCUACUCCUGCACCACCUACUCCUGCACCACCUACUCCUGCACCACCUACUCCUGCACCACCUACUCUCGCACCCUCUACUCCAGCAUCACCUAUUCUCAUUCCCGAGUCAGAAUGUUCCGUCCCCAGUAGUUCUAACCUACCAACACAGUCUCAGGGAAUUGCACUAGGUGACAGUCAGCAAACAGCUGUCACACAAAAACUCCCAAGAGCUUUAAAGAACUUACAAAGCUUCAAUAAGCAAGGACUUAAAGAUCACUUCCCUCUAGGAGGAAGGAGAUGA
Messenger RNA from Paramuricea clavata, 1594 nucleotides. The record is from the annotation of a GenBank genome assembly. NCBI's taxonomy places the organism in Eukaryota, Metazoa, Cnidaria, Anthozoa, Malacalcyonacea, Plexauridae.